Closterium sp. Naga37s-1 is the source of this 1602-nucleotide messenger RNA. The record is from the annotation of a GenBank genome assembly. Lineage: Eukaryota; Viridiplantae; Streptophyta; Zygnematophyceae; Desmidiales; Closteriaceae.
AUGUAUUCCACGUUGACCUCUCGUUUCCUCCCUGCUCGGUGCAUUCCUGCUUCUAUACUUUUCAGUUUUUUCAACAACUGGUUUGCGGGAUCGAUUCCCUACUUCAUCGCCUCCCUGCCACAGCUCACCACACUCGGCCUCUUCUGCAACUACCUCACGGGCACCAUGCCCAUCCCCUCCACUUCCCUGGUCUCUCUGGACGUGGGCCUUAACUUCCUCUCGGGCUCCUUCCCCCAGCUCUCCCUCGCGGUCUGUGCGGCCGACCAGAACUGCUUCCUCAACUCCUCCUACUGCCGCACCUACGGCGUGCAGCAGCGCCCCGCCUCUGCCUGUGUCUUCUGCGGCACGACCGACGGGCAGGGGGUGCUGUGCGGUGGUGGAACUUGUGCUCCACUCAGCCAGGGAGUUGUCAACGUGCCCUCGCUGCCGCUGGUGCCCAUGGCUUGUCCGGGUCCUGUGCAGGGCAGCCGUACUACCCGUUCUCCCUUAUCAGCGAACCUGAACAGUUUGGCCCUCAAGGGCAGCCUGCCGGCUGACAUCACCAAGCUCACCACCUUCACCUACUUAUCCCUCAGAUCGAAUCUCCUCAGCGGUCGCUUGGAUGCCUUCCUCUCCGGCUUCAAGGGGUGUACAAAUCUACAGCAUAUUCUUCUCUCGUACAACUAUUUUUACGGCGAGGUCCCGUCAUUUGUCAAGGAUCUCCGCUUACUUAUUACUCUGGAUGUUAGGAAGAACUACCUCACUGGCACCAUCCCACCCCUGCCUAUGGCAACCCUGAAGUCUAUUAACUUCGAGAACAACUUCAUUUCAGACCUCCCUUCUCUCUCUUCUAGUUUCGAGUGCUACGGAACUCAAAACUGCCUCUCUAAUCCCUUCAUGUGCCGCCUUGGCGGAACCGUCCAGCGACCCGCUGCUCAGUGCGCCAUCUGCGGCACUACCAAUGCUGUAGCUCUGUGCUGGGGCGCCGGUGGGGAGUGCGUGCCCGCUUCUGCUUCUAACAUUGCAGCGGGCGUAGUAAACUCACGUUUACAGGCACUUGUGCCCCUUUCCUGCUCAGCACUGCUGGCCCUCAAGGCAUCGCUGGGCGUGACGUUCACGUCGUGGGCAGCAACUGUGCCGUGCCAGGUGGUUGGCAAGCAGCCUCCACUGCCCACGUGGUCCGGCGUGCUCUGUGAUGAAACCGAGGGAGUUCUCUACAUCUCAUUGGCGCAUCAGAGUUUGCAGGGGUCUAUUCAUUCAAGCAUCUCCAAGCUCACCGCGCUCACUUACCUCUUCCUGCACUACAACUGGUUUGCGGGAUCCAUUCCCUCCUUUAUUGCCUCCCUGCCCAAUCUCACCACACUAGGCCUCUUCUCCAACUACCUCACGGGCACCAUGCCCAUCACCUCCACCUCCCUGGUCGCCCUGGACGUGGGCCUUAACUACCUCUCGGGCUCCUUCCCCAAUCUCUCCCUCAAGAGCUGUUCGGCCGACCACAACUGCUUCCUCUCCUCCUCCUACUGCCGCUCCUCCGGUCUGCUGCAGCGCCCCGCCUCCGCCUGUGCCAUCUGUGGGUCUGCCGACGGCCAGGGGGAGCUGUGCUUUGGCCCUUUUUCUGGAUGA